AAGCCCCCACAGGCAGUGUGAGCUCGGCAGUGGUACUGGGUGGACGUGCCAGAACAAUAGUCCCGCUCGAUACACCAUUCCACCACCCCCCCUCCACCACCUCAAUCCUUACACCACACUGUUGUAUAAUCAUCCUCAUUUUAACACUAUGGUACUAUGUAUACUGUGAUGUAGACUACGCCAUCAAAAGUCGAAUUUGUGUCUUGUGAUAAAUUACCACAAUAUAAUUUCAUCUCAGUGGUGGUGUAAAAAUGGUGUCGAGCAGCGGGGAAUAUUAUGGAUAAUGCAUUUACACCAGACAUGACAAAGGAUAACGCCGGGUAUAUACGUCCGGAGGUUAAAUCUAGUGAACAUUUCGUGAGGGAUAGCGUGGUGAGGUGACGAGCAGUGCCUGGAGGAGGAAACAAGAUCUCUCCCCUAGAACACGCAUGACAGCCUAGCCAAGUCCCUCGAAGAAUGGGAUUUACCUUUUAUUCAUCAAUCGUAGAUAAAAGAGUCCACAUGGGUUGUCUGCAGCUCAAGAGGUGGUUGUCGUUCUUACCAGCGGCCUUCAUCGUUUACAUUCUCCUCCACUAUCUAGUGUACCAGCCAGACCUGACCGGCCCUCAUUCUCCUGUCCUGGUUGGCCGGCGGUCCAACGAGAGUGUUGUGUCCGUGGUGGAGGGGAGGAAGCUACAGGGCGGCGCUCGGGUACUGCCGCCACUCUCUCCAGAUACUGGUGACGAACUGAGUGACCAGAGUGACGCGGCCACCUCGGAGGUCCCGCCUGCGGCCCUCUCGGCGGCGGGCACCGGCCACAACGACGACAACACCACCGUCCAGCAAGGUAGUGGAGCCACCAACCCCGUCAGCACCGUCAGGUUUGAGAGUGUGUCGCGGGCCCUUGGGGGGGAUACUGCUGGGUCUCUCUAUGGUGAGGACUCCGGUGUGGUCGGGGGUGGCGGCGGCCUUGUCGGGUCAGGCGGCGUGGAGGCCACAUACUCGGCCAGUGGCACCGCAAGUCGAGGGGAUAUUGCCACUUUAUCCAGAGGUCCUGAGGUCAGUGUAGGAGGCCUGGGACCUCUUGAGGAGGCCAGCUCGGCUCCCGUGGCCUCUCGUGUCCAUUCCACAGCGCUGGCCAUACCCUCCACACCCCGGCCUGCACCGCCCGUCGCCCCAGACACCUGGAUAAGACCCCCCGGGGCCAGCGCCCCCCACGUCCCUGUCCAUCUGUCACCCCCCCUCCCUGUGUCAGCCGUGGCCCCGCCCCCCUACCAUCGUAAUGACCUUCACAACCUCGGCUCCACUUACCAGGUGCGGGACCCCUAUAUCCACUCACCCUACGGCUCCCCCUAUGAUCCCUACGGCGCCGCCUACAGAGAGAAGGCCAAGGCCGUUGAGCGUGCUCUCUCCGCCCACAGCCACGCCAUGGCCCAGAUGGGCGGGUUCCACCCACCAGCGAACGACCUGUCGCCGAUGUACGACUCAUUUGCUUACCCCGGAGGUCGUGAUCUGACCAUGGGGGAGGAGCUGCCCCCCCACAGCCGCCCAGGUUCAGGAGUACAGCCAGUGCCGGUCUCCACCACCCGGGCUGUAGCUCCAUCUGGCCAGGCAGCACCACAGCCACACACUGAUGGCACAGCAGGCACAGCACCACAGCAAAAACAGACUGUGGCUAAGAAAACUGCUGUGAAGAAGACGGCCAGUUUGCUAGCACCUGCCCUGGCUAUUAAUGCACUUAGGGGGAAAAUUAAGGUUGGUGAGAAAUAUGAAUCUGGGUUCAGCGUUCCUCAUGAAGAGCUGUGUGAGAACAACGGGCGGGACCUGAAGGUGUUGGUGCUCAUCACAACCGCCCCCGAUCAUGAAAAACACCGCACUGCUGUCAGACAGACGUGGGGCCACUUCACCGUGAGGAAGGACGUGGUUAUGGCCUUUGUGAUCGGCAGGACCACUAACAACAACGUUCAGAGUAACAUAGACAAAGAAAAUGAGUUGUUUGGGGACAUCAUACAAGCAAAUUUUAUUGAUCAUUAUAGUAACCUUACGCUGAAGACCAUCUCCAUGUUUGAGUGGGUGAAGACCUAUUGCUCUGAGUCUCGGUUCAUCUUGAAGACGGACGACGAUAUGUUCAUCAACAUGCCAUUACUUUUAAAUUUUGUCGACGCCAAGUUGAAGGAACAACGCGUCAUGUACGGUCGAAUGGCCAAAGGUUGGAAGCCGGUGAGGAACAAGAAGAGCAAGUACUAUAUCGACACCAGCAUUUACAGCAAGUCCAAAUACCCAGACUUCCUGACGGGGCCGGCAUACCUCUUCACGAGCGAUGUGGUGGACGACAUCUACCAGAAGGCCCUGGACACCACCUUCUUUGUGCUGGAGGACGUCCUCAUCACCGGCAUCGUGAGUGAGAGUUUGAGAAUCAAAAGAAUAGGAGAUUCUCGGUUCAGGAAUGAAAAAAUAAAACUAGUAGACACUUGUAGUCUCUUGAAAACAAUAUCAAUUCAUAUGGUUAAAUAUGAGGAACAGUUUGACAUUUACAAGCGGACAUUAGAUGGAAAAGCUAAAUGUAAGGCUGGAUAGUUGAAUGUAUAAUAGUUCUCCUCUUCAAUAAGAAGUAGAAGCUUAAUGUCGGCAGGUAUAAGUGUACCAUGUGAUAGACAAAAUAUGAUAUAUGCUCAAAAUGUGACUCUUUGGAAGUCUGUGGUUCCCUGUUUCCUUAAGUCUGAUGGAACCAAGAGACAUUUUCAUUGAUGUCUAGUCUACAUUUCACACAGUGACUGUAACAUAAACUUAAUGUGUAAGUUGCACAUACCGGGAUGCAAAACUUUGUCCCGAGCUAAUUCGAAAACGAGAAAUUUACAUAAAGUGACAAGGGAUUCAUGUGAAAAUAUUGAGCCAAAGAUGUUACACUACUGAGCUUGUGAUGAUCAUCCUCAAGUAUAUUAUAUACUAUUUAUUUAUUAUGUUCAUAUAUUUUUUUUUUCAUUCACACAAGCCUUUUCCUGUUAUGGUGCAUUACAUUACAGAGUGGCCAGUGUUACAGUAUAGGGUGGCCAGAGAGUUACAGUACAGAGUGGCCAGACAGAUACAGUACAAGGUGAUACAAGUCCACUUCAGGGUUGUUUCACCAUCAACAAGUGUGCAGUAAUCAUGUCUUGGGCUAAGUGUACAGUAGUGUAGUACCUGGAGUGAAGUCAAAGUCUUCACUCCUAUGAUCACUAUACCUGUAAGGUUGAGAGGCUCUACCGACUGAGCUAAGGAGCCACAAUUUAUGUCCAUUAAAAUAAUUAUGAUACUGUAUAAGAGUUGUGAAGAACGUUAAAGGACUUAUUUUUUAAUGCUAGAAGACUUUUACCCCUUUUGUUGAUAUGAUGGAUUCAUAGUCGUGUUGUCUUUUGUUUUAAGAGUCGAUGAUACCACACCCAUAGUCCUCCCUUGUGUGUUGACCGCAGUGAGAUAAAGAAUGUGACUGUGUUGGUCAUGUAGCGGUGAGUUUAGGAACAACAUCUAUAAAGGUCAUGUUCCCUUGAAUUAGUGUUUCUGGGGGGUGAGGUCAUCAUCCCUCCAAUCAGUCACCUUCGCUCUGGCCUUUCUCACCCGGCCACACCAUAAUGGCUCCUUGGCAUUAUCACAUUAAACUAUCCUUUUAAAACCUACCAUAUUUUGUUCUAUCUCAGCGUAACAUCUCAAUAUAUGUCAACACCACAGACUUUUAAGAGACAAAUACAAAAAUGGCAGAAUAUUGUAGACAAUAUAUACUACAUUACUGUGCUUUUAUUCUUUAGAUGUGUUGCUUGUAAAUCACAUAUUUGCAACUGUAUUUUAAAAUUUCCUUUGCUUUUAAUUUUUGAUAGAAUGAUUGUAUAAGAAGUAAUGAAAACGAAUGAAUAAUGAAUGGGGCUGGAAAAUGUAGGACUUACGAGUAUAUUGUCAGCAUCAUUGAAGAGCAAACAUUACUAACCAUGAACGCCUCUGAUUUACAAAAAUAAUUUUGAUAACGUGUCCGUAAAAAGACGUCAACAACUGUCCACAUGAACGUGAUAUUUUUAUUCUGCCUGAUUGUAUAUAAAAUCAAAACGUUGAAAUUGUGUCGUCUAUACCAAGGGCAGAUGAUGUCAGUGAUUUACCAGAGAUAAAUUGUCUUAUUUCCUUGACAUAGUAAAGAAAGAAGUUGUUGUAAGACAUUAGAGGUUUACUGUGACCACCGUCUUAGAUCCUCACCAGGAAGGUCACACGAUGGCUGCUUUGGAGUUUCACACUUUCUUACUUCACGUUAUAAAUGAUGUCUUCGCUAAAUUAAUAAACAGAUUAGAAGAUUUUUGCGAGGAGUGUCGGUCGUUGAGACUUGAGAUUGUCUGCAGUGAGGGAGGAUUAUGCUGGUGGUGUCCCUCAUCUCUGAAUAAUGGAAGAAGCCUUUUAGCAUUUAAUAAAGAUUUUUUUUAAUAGACAUCACAAAGCAGUAAGUUAAAGACUGGAUACCCCUAUUAUUGUCUGUGAUCUGCAUUACCAUUUUUUAAUUGCUCACAUUUUGCAUUUUGUGUAAUUUUGUCAGCUUGAAUGACAUCUCAAUAUUAUUCUUUGUAAGAUGUUCCUAGUGUGAGAAAAUAAUCCAGAAACUGAUGUACUUGCACAGUUUUUUUCUUUUUGUUGCAGCAUUUUGUAAUAUUUGCACAAGAGGUGAUACCCUGGUGGUGUCAUCCUUCAUAAAUUGUCUCUUAAUAUUAGUGUUAAGCUUUUAGCUGUACAGUACUGUAUUGUAUUUGAGUAUCUUCAUCAUAAGGUAUGAAAUGAUAGAGUGAAAUUCCCUCCUCUUGUAAUGAAUAAGAAAGUUUUCCUCAGUAAGAAUCAUAAGGUGAGCCCAUUGACCCUGGCCUUGUGUGUUGUGCUGUAGACUUGGUGUGAGACAUACUGACAGUCUUACAGUGCUAUCAACUAAAAUAAGUGUUGCAGUACUACCAUUUAAAACGAGGCUUACAGUGCUACCAACUAAAACAAGUCUUGCAGUACUACCAACUAGAACAUGUGAGUCCCCUGUUAUUACUCCCAUUUACAUAUUCAGUAAUUAAUGAAAGCAUUUACUGUCUCCACUGAUAAUAUACCUGUUAUAAAUAAUGACCAGAACACUACCAUGAGGUACUGGGAGGAACAUGAUCUGGCAGUAUUUCACUACAAGAACAAUGUUACGUUCUGCUGAUCCCAGGAAGGUUGACACUGAGGUACUAGUUGUCCUUGGCCACAAGUGAUCAUGUGUGGGAGAACUACUGUGACAAUUGAUUGAUUUAUCAUGUAUGCUUCAAUUAACUGUUUUCUGUUCACAUGUUUUGUGCACUAAGAUUGUACAGUACUUGUGUGUAAUUUUAGAUUGUUAUGGAAUAAUGGAUCUGAUUAAUUUUCUCUCCCAAAAUGUUAUUAAGUACUGUACAGUAUUCAGUUGUCAUCAGCGAAAUACCGUUUAUAAAUUUUUAGCCGUAGAAUAGAUGUUUUUAAUCUAACAAGAGUCGGGUGAGAUGCAUCUAGAUUUUAUUAUUAGUCACAAUAUGAUUUAAUAAUAUCUUAAUUACCACCUGAUUAAUAAAAGUUUCAUAAUGAUGCCCCAGAUCGACAGACCCUUCUGCUUGUGGUCGUGUUUUUUACAGAUGAAGAUUAUCAGGGAUACUGUACAGUACAUGUUGUCCAGUAGUAGAUGAUGAUAAACAGUGUUGUGUCAUCCCCUGGCUAGUGCCCAUGGUGUAGGUAGAGUUAUGUCAUGAUAACAACUGAUUUCAGAUAUUAUCUUUACCCUCACAGGACUUAACUUUAAUCUUUAAUUACUCAAUUGAUGAUAAAGCUUUAGAAUACAAUGCUGUGUUUACUUACUAUAUUGUACAUGAACUUACCAAAUAGAGUCUGGGUAUUCUGUUUUAUUCUCAGAACAUAAUUUUAUAUUUCCCAAAUGUGCAUAAAUUUCAGACAUUUAUUAGUGGGAAGUGAGAGUCAUAGUCUGGGUGCUUCUGAGGCCAGUGUAGGAUCAGUUUAUAGUAUACAAGGCCUUCAGUACACCAGGAGGCAGCAUGGCCAACACUGCACUCGACCAACUUCACUUUCCUUGACUGUAAUGUUUGCCAUUCACAGCUGGGAGACCUUGAUGUGAACCAUCAGUCCUCCAGACAGAGGUGAGUCUUUUAUCCAGUCAACCACAGCUCCCAAUUUUUUUUUUAUUAGAAACACCAAACCUAAAUUAAUCUGGUUAUGUUCAAUAAGUGUAAGUCAAGACAUCACAUUUGAUUUGUAUAACUGAAGCUUUAUCCAAUUAUGUUUUAGAACACACGAGUGUACAGUAUCUCUUGUGAUGAAGGUUAAAGAGCCACCAAACUUGUCCAUUACUGUACUACAAUCACUAUCAAUUGUUACUGUAAUUGUUAAGUUAUUUUAGUAGUCAGGAAAAGUUAUAUUAUUCCAGAUAAUCAAACUACAAGAGUACAGUACAUUGGUCCGCUCACCUUAUGAGGAAAGCCUUAAAAAGUAGACAGUGUAGCCGGUAGAGUUUGCAACAGUUACCGGUACUUGAGAUUACCACCGAGAUACAUAAUGUGCCGUUACUUUAGUUGUGUCAUUUUCCUGUUAAAGACUUGUUUUGUGGAGAGCAAGAGAGACAUUGUUGACUUUAUAUUUAGUUACUGUUGAAAUUUUCUUAGAAUCUGUUGUAUGAAUGAGUAAAUUUUUUUUUGUGAUUUACUGUACAGCUCAAAACUUGUAGUCUGUAGUAAAGGCAUUUGUGCUGCCAUUAUACAACCUCUUCCUCUCCACACCAGUCAUUUUGGUCAUUUUCACCUCCAACGAAUCAUGAGGUCCCCACCGCUGCUUUGUGUUGUGUCCGUUGCCAAAUUUUGUGUUGUCGUGUAGUUGGCCCGAUACUGUGGGUAAAUCACUUUGACGAGGCAGUCGCUUAGUCUAGUGUGAUACUGUAGCUGCCGUGACCGAGGUUCGUCGUCGGCGUUUACGACUACGACGCACAACGAAGACGUAGCGAGUGACAGACCGGGACGAAGUUGUAUUGCAUUAUACUUUUUGUAAAUUUAUUUAGAUUUUUAUAAAACUUGAGAGUUUUCGUAAUACUAACUAUACGUCUUUUUGAAAGUGACUUAAUUGUGCAAGUAUUUUUGUUUUCUGCCAUAUAUGUUUUUCUUAAGAAAAUUUAAUAAUUUUAAAAUUCACAAGUUUCCUUCCCUUAUUAAUUCUCAUAUUUGCUACAAGUAUAAAGGUUUUACAGCGAGUCAGUCUGUCGUCUUUCUCAGUGUGAAGAUAAAUUAUGAUUACCUCACUGUCUUCUCAGUUUCUUAUAGUUGGAUCAAAUGUAAUACAUAAAAAAAAUUAUUCUAUUAAUGAUAAAAUUAAAAGUGAGUGAAACUGUGAAGACAAGUUAUCCUGGUCUUGUUUACAUACUAAAUAAAUUACUGUGAUAACAUUUGGACUAUUUUUCUUAGUUUUCUUAAAAUUAAGAAAUUGUUGUGGUACUAAAACUUAUCACAGAUGAAUAUAUUAAUAUUAUAGUUUUGAAGAAUAGAGAGACUGUCCAGGGGAAUGUUGCCAGUUAGGAAUUAAGAGAAUGUUAACCCAUCACCUUGGAGUAUAGUUAAGAUGGUCUUGCAUUAAUAUAUACACGACCGUAUUUGACUAUCUCAAUAAUUUUUAUAUUCUAUUGAGUGUUAGAUAAAUAUCAAAUUGCUAUCUGAGAUGAAGUAGCUGUGAUAUAAAUAGAGAAUUUUUUGUACAAGGAGUAACAGAGGCUAGAGCCAGUAGGUUUGGCAGACACCCGUGUAAUCCAAGACGUACGUACCGUAGUUAAGUCAUUAUAAACGUCAUCACUGGAGUUAUUUAAUUAAUGUUUACAAACAACAUAUCUUCCUGUUUGUGUCCGUAAAGUAAUGGGGUAACGAGGCCUUGACGUGACAGCAAUCGAGUGUACACUCACUCCAAAAAGUGUCCGUACGAUUUUUGUGUUAAACAAUAUAAGACCACCCAACCUGAGAUGACAGGACUUGUGGUGUUCAUUCGUUGGAACCCUCCGUAAAGACACCUUUUGGAGAGACUGUGCCUUCCAUAACCCCAGAAGAGUAAUGUGUACAGUAUAGUGACAACACUGUAUAUGUCAAACAAAAGUACUGUAUGUGAAAUAUAUGAUAUAGAGACACUACUGUACUAUAUACAGUACAGUGUAUGGAUCAAGCAACUACUGUAUACUUCAUAAGUUGCCUCUAGGAACGAGAUCUUGUGAAUCUGGUAAAAAUAUCAGUGAAUUGAUUGAGUUAUACAAGGUGUCUCAAAAGUCAUGUGCCAUAGGGCUAGUAAAGGUCUUCUCUUAUUUUACAGAUCAGGAAAUAACAAAGACAACAUAAAAAUUAACAUGAGAAAAGAAAAAGUUUAAUGUUCAUGUAGGGAAAGCCAGUUUCUAUACACUGAUCGGUUGCAAGAAAAUUUAAUCAACAACAUUCAGGCAUGUGGGCGUUGUCAAUUGAUUUCUUUACCGCGUGAUCAGUGUGUGGCAACUGGCCUUCUGUACAGGAAUAUUAAACUGAUCAUUCAUUGUGUUAAAUUUUGUAUCAUUUUAGUUUAACUAUUUAUGAUUCCUUCAUUUGAAAAAGAAAAUAAAGUAUAUUAAUAUGCCUGUUGUGAAUGACCUAUGAGACACACUGUACAUUAUGGAUGGUGUAAAAAAAUAUCACUAAUAUGUUCACUACAUAUCUGUGUUUCCCAGCAAUGUAUGUAUCAAAUGUUGUACACUCAUGAUUUGAGCUAGUCAUUACACUUGCUCAUAAAGUAUAUAGGAUGAUAACUUUUUACAUGGUUCAUAGUGAAUGGUCAUAUGGAUGUACUAAUGAACAAAAACUAUUUCUUAUACCCUGUUCUGUACUCACGAUUAUUAGACAAUUUCCUUUAAGGCAGAACUCUCGAAGAUAAUCAUUAUUUUACACCAUUUAUGUUUUAGAUUUGAGAAACUAAUAAAUUUACAGCUAAUUGGGUUUUUCUUAAGUUUCAAUACAAUAUAAUUCAGAUUUUAAAGUUAAUUUGAAACUCAGUUAAGAAUUGUAAUGGUCUUCUCCUUCUCCUCAGACAAAAAUCUUGGGAAUUUGGUCCAAUAUUGUACUUACAACUCUCAAUAGACUUUAUUUACUCGAUGAACCCAAUUUUUAGUCAAAUUUACGAUGAAGACGACGUAUAGUCUAGCAUGUUAGUCUCUCCACUUAUACCAACUGGUUCCAUUGUGUUUGUUGUCAUAUUCUAUUGUAUUGUAUUUCUUUAUUAUCAUGAUUGCUAGAUUCCAGUUCCCAUCAACCGUCCAACUCAUGGUACGGAAUUAUAUACUAUACGGUGAAACAAGUCUAACGGAACGGACUCGAUGGGAGAGGGAGGUCCGUUAUAUUGCGUUCCUUUAGAUGCAAAACCUCCAUCUAACGGACAAUAUCCAUUAGAUAGAUCUGUUAUAGCUGAAGGCUUCACUGUACUGUCUGAGUGUCAUUACUAAACAACCUUUUUUUAAGUUUUUAAAAAUUUUCUUCUCUUAAUAAAAUAACGUUUUUAUUUGUACGUUAAGGACCUCGUUGAAUUCCAGUCAAUGAGUUUUAGGGAUGAGACUUGACCCGAGUUCAGUGGCAAUUAUAUCGUCGUGGAAGAUCAGGUUCUGAUAGUUGUGUUGAAUUGCUAGAUUGUUUUUUGUUCAUACAAGUCUGUCUGUCUGUCUGAUGCUGUUGAACUCCUUAUUCUCUUGACCUUGUGAUCCUAUGACACCUAUCCCUUUGACCUAGUGAUCCUAUGACCCAUAUCCUGUUGACCUUGUGAUCCUAUGACCCCUAUCCCUUUGACCUUGUGAUCCUAUGACCCCUAUCCCUUUGACUUUGUGAUCCUAUGACCUCUAUCCUUUUGACCUUGUGAUCCUAUGACCCCUAUCCCUUUGACCUUGUGAUCCUAUGACCCCUUUACCUUUGACUUUGUGAUCCUAUGACCCCUAUCCUUUGGCCUUCGUGAUUAUGCUGGCAUUUCCUGUUAAACACUAGAUUCAAAAUAUAAUAUGGGGUGUAAUUAAUCUUUUUAUGUGAUACUAUAUCUAAUUAUUUAAUCAUCAUAAAAUAAAAAUAUAUCUUUCUACCUAACACAUGUAAUGAAUCAUUAUCUGUACAGUACUUCAUAAUUUCCUUUUUUACCUUGCAUUAUUUUUUAGCCUUCUAAGCUUUUAGUUUAAUUCGACGGCACAUGAGCUAAGCUGUUGUGUCGCCAGGAAUGUGAUUACCAUAAUCAAUCAAUCAAUCGGUCAGUCAAUCACUCACUCAAUCAAUCAAUCAUAAUUCCACCUCACAUUUUAUUGCCUCAUAUACAAGUUAUUUAAAGCUGAGUGAUGUACUUGUAUCAUGGCAUAGGUAUCUGAGGAUAUGUCAUCUUUUAUGCUGUACGGGGAUACUUGCAUCAGUUACCUACAUUGAUGUUAAAAGUUGUCAUUUGGAUCAUUUCAUUUCUUGCUCGUUUAGAUCUUUUCCACGUGUGUUUGUGUGUGUGUGUGUUUGUUUUAUAACUGCACCUCUAUAGAUUAACAAAUAAAAAGGGCGAAACAUUGUAUCAAUCAAAAACUAAGUACUGUAACAGUAUAAUAUAAAAGUACAUUUACUCCAGCUUAAGAGUUACAAUAUUCCUUUAAUUUCAUCUGCCCACGGUCACAUUCCUGCAUCUCAUGAAACCUAACCCACGUCGGUAAAGCAAUAAUAUUAUAGAUAUUUAAAUCGUUUAUAAGAAAAAAACUUGUAUGAAAAGUACAGCUUCUAAUUAGGAAGCACAAGUAAGUGAAGAAAAUAAAUAAUGUUCUUAAAAAAAAUAUAUAAUACUGAUUGAGGGUAAAAUAGUGAGGAGCGCUGUAUCAUAUCAACGGUAAAAUUAUGAAAUAGUACUUCACUCAUCCACCAAACUCACUUUUCUUCUUUUUAUUUUAGUUUUAACAAAUACUGGUAUAUAUAUUUUUAGUUUUCCCAAAGGAGAGGUUUAGAAAGGUUGUGUGUGUUCGCUGCAUCUUUCCCAUUUCCUAAAAGUGACGGAAUUCUUGCCACCAACUCGUACUCUGUAGAGGACCACAAGUCUCAUCCACUACGGGAAAUAGUGCCUUGUUAGUUUUAAGUUCCAGCUUCACCUCCGCUUCUCUUGUCAUGCUUAUCUUCUUUGAGAGUGACAACUGAACACUCUUUGUUGUAAAUAAAGUAUUAUUAUAUUUUAUAGUAAA
This is a messenger RNA of Homarus americanus (American lobster), 11215 nucleotides long. RefSeq lists its product as uncharacterized. The transcript has 5 exons. The record is from RefSeq and is a predicted model, not a curated record. Lineage: Eukaryota; Metazoa; Arthropoda; Malacostraca; Decapoda; Nephropidae. Gene Ontology annotation, molecular function: hexosyltransferase activity. Bases 457 to 2556 code for a protein of 699 amino acids. Gene Ontology annotation, cellular component: membrane.